Messenger RNA from Volvox carteri f. nagariensis, 2358 nucleotides. RefSeq lists its product as uncharacterized. The transcript is spliced from 4 exons. NCBI's taxonomy places the organism in Eukaryota, Viridiplantae, Chlorophyta, Chlorophyceae, Chlamydomonadales, Volvocaceae. The record is from RefSeq and is a predicted model, not a curated record. Bases 1 to 2358 code for a protein of 785 amino acids.
AUGACGCACGGAAAGCAGAAGCCGCUUGUUCCGAUAACUCGUGAAUUCUUAAGACAGUUUUAUCAGAAAUACCCACUCACACCAGUGCCAUUUGAGGCAAGGGUGGCUCAUGCGAAACGCAUUGAAGAGCUUGCUGAAGCCGUGACCAAGCCGGGUAGCAAGGUGCCAGAGCAGGUUGGGAUGCCUUCUCCGACGCGUAUUGACGAUUGCUUUUGGAGAAACCGGAUGAUUUGCGAGGAGGUUGCACUGUCAAUUUCAAAGCUACGCGAUGCCGUCGCUGGUCAGGCGAAGCUGUCUGCGGCCUGCGAGCGAUGCUGUAGCCUCUUGGUCAGCGCUGAGCGGGCCAUCUUCGCAGUGCAGGAGCAUAACACGGCCAGCGUCAAGGCACAGCUUCAGCAAUUCAUUCCCCAGGACUUCCGGGGCGCAUUGCUUGAGCGGCAGCGGGUGAGUACGGAAGCCCGCUACAAGAAACAAGUUGAGGACCUGGUAAAGCGCGGCGGCACUAUCCGACAAAAGUACGACCUGUACCUGCAGCAGCAAUGGGAGCGACGGCGGGCGCUAGUGCAGCUGGGGGAGUGCUCGGGGAUGUACAAAAUGGUCAUCAAAUGGGUGGCGGGUAUCCCCCAAGUUCUUCUGGACUUCGCCAAAGAGAUCAAUGCCAAGCUAGGCCCGAUGGAAGAGCAGCGCAUCAAGUACGGCCCGGAUUUGUACGACAUUACGGAGCUGGGUCUGCAGCUGAACGUCGCCUUGGCGGCUUGGGUGGAGGCCGCCGCCGCCGCCGUACCGGGGGCUCGCGCCGCUGAGCCGCUGUUGCUCGACGUCGUGGAGCCCGCUGUGGAGUUUUACUGUGAGGAGAUGCUCCGGGUUGUACGGCACAUUGGUGAUGUGUUUCAGCAUUCUCCGUUUUUCGUGAAUAAGGACGGCCUACCACCGGACCAGCAGCAGCAGCAGCAGCCGUCGCUAGCGGAUCCUAGGGGGGUUGAGGAUGCGGAGGGAGCGCCGCCAGACAAACCGCAACACCAGGACGCCUCUUCCUCCACGUCUGCGGUAAUUGGGGACGAUGGCGGCACUGCCGCCGCCGCCGCUGCGGCGGCAGUAGCGGCGCUGCCGUCAUUAUCCCUGGCGCCGUCUGUGGCGGCGCCGCCGACGCCAGGGCUGAUACCGGAAGCAAGUUUGCUCUUUGGUCGGUCAGGUGAUUGCCUCCCAGUUGAUUCCGCUUCGCCGGAAGCACGGGUUGCGCCGUUCCGCGGGGAGGGACCUGCGGGGCCCGCAUCGCAGUUGGAGAGUGAGGGGGCCAGCUGGCGGGUAGUGGGGGAGUUUCAGGGGCAGCCAACACGGGGAGCUUCCGCCGCCGCCGGCACAGCAUCCGCAUCGCUCGAGGGCAGGUCGACGUCACCAUCUGUUGUACAGAUGGCGACGGCGACGGCGGCGACAGCUGCGUCGGCCCCCGGUGUCCCGCACUCCUUGCCACAUCACUCCUUUCCGCCUGGGCAGCAGCUGCAGCAGCAGUCGGUGUCGAGUUGGCCAACGGUAGGCGCGGGGAGUCGGGGGCCGUACGUGUGUAGCGGCAAUGGCAAUGGCGGCGGCGGCGGCGGCUCACUAUCCCCUGCUGGCGCCUCCCACCUGAGCCUGUCCGGUGACUCACACGCGAGCUUCCUGUCGGCUCUGGAGCGCCAGUCCUGGUUCACCACCACCACCAACAACAACCAGUUGGAGUGUGCGGGCGAGCUGCAGAUGACCCUCUUGUCACAUCAUCACGGCUGCCACCACCACCACCACCAACAACAACAACAACAACACGAGCAGCAGCUGCAACAGCAGCUGCAACGACACCAUGAAGAACAGCAGCAACAGCAACACAAAACGGAGCAGCAGCAGCAGCAGCAGUACCGUUUGGCGGAGGAUAGGGCGGCGGAGAAGCAGCCGCACUCGGGAGCAGCGGCGGCGACCCCGACAACAUCACCGCACCCGUACCCGUACCCGCACCCGAAGGCGAAUACGGAAACAAAAGCCCGAACAACUCAUGGCUGCUUCACGUGUUGCUUUGUGAGGCGACGGACACCCGCCAACAUGUACGGCAGUAUUGGCGGCGGCGGCGGCAGUGUACCGCAAGAGCAACAACCUAACCAGCUAGCUCAGGAGGUGCCUGGAGGUUACCACCAGCCGGGCUCUUCCAAACGACAGCACCCGCAGCUGCUCCGUGCUUGUGACGAUACAGAUGUAGCGUGUAGCGGCGGCGGCGGCGGCGGUGGAUUUGGUGUUGAUGUCUCCGCCCGUGCGGGAUUGGCCGUGGUCCAGCCCGGCUUGGUGGCAGUGGAGGUGGCGGAAGGCGGCGCCGCUCCGGGGAGAUCCGGUUGA